Molecule: messenger RNA, 282 nt
Organism: Echinococcus granulosus
Lineage: Eukaryota; Metazoa; Platyhelminthes; Cestoda; Cyclophyllidea; Taeniidae
Product: Dynein light chain 2, cytoplasmic
Exons: 2
Coding region: 1-282 (93 amino acids)
Biological process (GO): microtubule-based process; cilium assembly
Cellular component (GO): cytoplasmic dynein complex
Molecular function (GO): dynein light intermediate chain binding; dynein intermediate chain binding
Source: RefSeq, a predicted model, not a curated record
AUGCAGAGCUACGGUUCGACUAGAAAGGCUGCCAUUAAGAAUGCCGAUAUGAGUGAAGACAUGCAAGGGAGAGCUGUCGACUGCGCUCAGGAGGCCAUGUCAAGGUAUAACAUCGAGAAGGAUAUCGCUGCAUACAUCAAAAAGGAAUUUGACAAGACAUACACACCAACGUGGCAUUGUAUUGUGGGGCGUAAUUUUGGCAGCUAUGUGACCCACGAAAUGGGGCACUUCAUCUACUUCUACAUGGGACAGGUUGCCAUUCUCCUUUUCAAAUCUGGUUAA